CCCGCCACCACGAUCGAGUGUCUGCGCAUCGCAACACACACCUAAUCUCGACGAGCAAGUGACGACCGAAUACCGACCACGCACCCAAGGGCAAACCUAUCCCACCUUACACAAAACAAACAAUCACUAAUCCCCCCCGCGAGAGCUCCGUCUCUCCCCCACACGCCGUCACCAUGGCGCUCGACAACUAUUAUCACAACAAGAUCGAGGCCAUGAAGCUCGAGAUCCUCAAGGGCCAAGCCGUCCUCCGCCGUCUCGAAGCGCAACGAAAUGACUACAACUCGCGUGUGCGCCUGCUCAGGGAAGAGCUCGGUCUGCUACAACAGCCCGGGUCCUAUGUGGGUGAGGUCGUCAAGGUUAUGAGCACAAAGAAGGUCCUCGUCAAGGUACACCCUGAGGGCAAAUAUGUUGUCGAUGUAUCCGACAAUGUCGACAUCACCAAGCUCACUGUCGGCAAGCGCGUCACCCUUCUCUCAGACUCGUACAAGCUCGAAAAGAUGCUUCCCUCCUCAGUAGACCCGCUCGUGUCCCUCAUGAUGGUCGAAAAGGUGCCCGACAGUACUUACGACAUGAUUGGUGGUCUGGACCAGCAAAUCAAGGAGAUCAAGGAGGUGAUCGAGCUCGGCCUCAAGCACCCCGAGCUGUUCGAGUCGCUAGGUAUCGCCCAACCAAAGGGUGUCCUGCUCUACGGCCCUCCCGGUACCGGCAAGACACUGCUCGCCCGUGCUGUUGCCCACCACACCGACUGCAAGUUCAUCCGUGUCUCGGGUUCCGAGCUCGUGCAAAAGUACAUUGGCGAGGGUUCCCGCAUGGUGCGCGAGCUGUUCGUCAUGGCGCGCGAGCACGCGCCCUCCAUCAUCUUUAUGGACGAGAUCGACUCCAUCGGCUCUUCGCGUGUCGAGGGUUCGUCUGGCGGUGACUCCGAAGUCCAGCGCACCAUGCUCGAGCUCCUCAACCAGCUUGACGGUUUCGAGCCCACCAAGAACAUCAAGGUCAUCAUGGCCACCAACCGUCUCGACAUUCUCGACCCCGCCCUCUUGCGCCCUGGCCGCAUCGACCGCAAGAUCGAGUUCCCCCCGCCGAGCGUCGAGGCCCGUGCCGACAUUCUGCGCAUUCACAGCCGCAAGAUGAACCUGACGCGCGGCAUCAACCUGACCAAGAUCGCCGAGAAGAUGAACGGGUGCUCGGGCGCCGAACUCAAGGGUGUCUGUACCGAGGCCGGCAUGUACGCCCUCCGCGAGAGGCGCGUGCAUGUCACACAGGAGGACUUUGAGCUGGCCACGGCCAAGAUUCUGAAUAAGCAUGAUGAUAAGGAGGUGUCGUUGGCCAAAUUGUGGCGUUAAGUUUGCCCGGGAAAGGGAAAAGUGAAGGAAGAGUGGUGGUUCAUGCGUGCAACGAUAUGAUACAGAAUACAAUAGUACUUUUAUGGGAAAAGUAACUGACU
This is a messenger RNA of Neurospora tetrasperma FGSC 2508, 1444 nucleotides long. RefSeq lists its product as uncharacterized. Gene Ontology annotation, molecular function: proteasome-activating activity; ATP binding; ATP hydrolysis activity. The record is from RefSeq and is a predicted model, not a curated record. Gene Ontology annotation, cellular component: proteasome regulatory particle, base subcomplex. The transcript is spliced from 2 exons. NCBI's taxonomy places the organism in Eukaryota, Fungi, Ascomycota, Sordariomycetes, Sordariales, Sordariaceae. Gene Ontology annotation, biological process: proteasome-mediated ubiquitin-dependent protein catabolic process. Bases 174 to 1343 code for a protein of 389 amino acids.